UGCCCUUGUUUAUAUGUUUGCCAUAAAGCGCCAAUAAUUUGAAACAAUACUGAGGGAUAAAAACAAAGGAACUUGAGCUUUUUAGCCUUUUACAGCUAUAGUUUGCACGAAUUUUACAGUAGUUUUACUGUUUGAAAAGUACACUUUUCACCUUCAAUAAUUAUGUUAUAUAGCCCCCACAUGUACGAGUUAAAGUUGCACUUUAUGCGCAUAUUAUAGCAAACGAAAUACGCCUCAUUUGAAGAAACUGAGGAGGCAAAAUAACUAAAGAUGGAGAAAAAGGAAGAAGAAAGGAAGUCUCAUGUGAGAAGAGGGUUGUGGAAACCUGAAGAAGACAUGAUAUUGAGAAACUGUGUCGAGUCUCAUGGAGAAGGAAACUGGGCAGACAUCUCUCGUCGGUCAGGGUUGAAGAGAGGUGGGAAAAGCUGUAGGUUGAGAUGGAAGAAUUAUCUAAGACCAAAUAUCAAAAGAGGAGGCAUGUCACCUCAAGAACAAGACCUCAUCAUCCGCAUGCAUAAGCUUCUCGGAAACCGAUGGUCGUUGAUCGCUGGCCGCCUUCCAGGUCGGACUGACAACGAAGUCAAGAACUACUGGAAUACACAUUUGAACAAGAAGUCCACUUCCAGGAAACAGAACGCAACUGAGUCAGUGGAAGCUCCUACCGACAAGACAGUUAUGUCUACAGGAGUGAGACAUAGCCAUGGAGAACAAGGAGAAGGAGAAGAAGGCACUACUAACUGGAUGGAGGAGACUAACUGUUUGGCUUAUGACGACCACAUAGGAUCUCCCCUGCCUCUCAUCUCUCAUUACACAGACACUCUUGUGUUUGACCCAUGUUUCGCCUUCAUGGAUUGCUUCCCUCUGCUUUAGGACUUUCCUGAGUUUAUCUCUGAGGGAUAAAUUCUUGCAUAGACUUUGCGAGUCAUAUUUUGCUUUUAGUUAUACAAUUUAACAUUGAGGGACGCAAGAAUAAAUCAUCAUGUAUUUGUAAUAAGCCUGAUUCAUUAAGGAUCAUAAUCUACCUUUUAUCAUCAUAAAGAACUUUUCCAAGGAUA
Molecule: messenger RNA, 1055 nt
Organism: Brassica napus (rape)
Lineage: Eukaryota; Viridiplantae; Streptophyta; Magnoliopsida; Brassicales; Brassicaceae
Product: transcription factor MYB82
Exons: 2
Coding region: 271-870 (199 amino acids)
Biological process (GO): cell differentiation
Cellular component (GO): nucleus
Molecular function (GO): transcription cis-regulatory region binding
Source: RefSeq, a predicted model, not a curated record